Messenger RNA from Neoarius graeffei (lesser salmon catfish), 2204 nucleotides. Its product is annotated as carotenoid-cleaving dioxygenase, mitochondrial-like. The coding region runs from base 53 to 1705 and encodes 550 amino acids. The record is from RefSeq and is a predicted model, not a curated record. Gene Ontology annotation, cellular component: mitochondrion. The transcript is spliced from 12 exons. Gene Ontology annotation, biological process: retinal metabolic process; carotene catabolic process. Lineage: Eukaryota; Metazoa; Chordata; Actinopteri; Siluriformes; Ariidae. Gene Ontology annotation, molecular function: beta-carotene 15,15'-dioxygenase activity; carotenoid dioxygenase activity.
AGCCCUUCACACCCAUUUCUGCUUUGCCAUCAGCAGCGUGUCAUCUUUCACUAUGUCAAAUGUGAAGCCUCACCCUUCAGCUUUGAACAAUAAGCCAAAAAAUACCUUAAAGGAGCAGUAUGGGCUUCAGGACAUUGUCCCACUUGUGCAGAGUGUGGAGGAGACUCCAGAGCCCAUCCCUACAACUAUCAAAGGCACAAUACCUACAUGGAUCCAUGGAAAUUUUCUUCGCAAUGGCCCUGGAAAAUUUGAGUUUGGAAAUCAACACUUCAACCAUUGGUUUGAUGGAAUGGCUAUGAUGCACUCCUUUCAUAUUGCUGAAGGUCAGGUGACCUACAGAAGUCGCUUCCUGCGCAGUGACUCCUACAAGCAGAACAGUGAGAUGAAUCGAAUCAUGGUGUCUGAGUUUGGCACUCUUGCUUUCCCUGAUCCAUGCAAGAAUAUCUUCCAGCGUUUUCUAUCUCGUUUUGAGAUGAUAAAGCCCACAGACAACGCAAAUGUGAACUUUGUGAAAUUUAAAGGUGACUACUAUGUCAGCACAGAGACAAACUUUAUGCACAAAAUUGAUCCAGAUACUCUAGAAACAAAAGAGAAGGUGGACUGGAGCAAGUUCAUUGCUGUUAAUGGUGCAACUGCCCACCCCCAUGUUGACCCAGAUGGUACAGUCUACAACAUGGGCAACUCCUACGGCAGUAGAGGAGCUUUAUACAACAUUAUCAGAGUACCUCCAAAGAAUGAAGACCCUGAUGAAACACUGCAUGGGGCAAAGGUGCUAUGUUCCAUUUCUCCUGCUGAAAAAAGAAAGCCUUCCUAUUAUCAUAGCUUUGCUAUGUCAGAGAACUAUGUGGUGUUCAUUGAACAACCCAUAAAGAUGGACCUGCUUAAGUUAGUGACAUCCAGGAUGAGGGGGAAAGGCAUAAGUGACUGUAUCUACUGGGACCCAAAACAAGAGACUGUCUUCCAUAUUGUAAACAAACAUACUGGAAAGGUGAGUCCAGUGCAGUACCAUACCAAGGCUUUAUCCACCUUCCACCAGAUCAAUGCAUUUGAGGAGGAUGGCUUCCUCAUAGUGGAUAUGUGCUGCUCAGAUGAUGGCCAAGCCCUUAAAAUAUACUUUCUUCAGAACUUGCGCAAGUCAGGAGAAGCACUGGAUGAGGUGUACAACAGCUUACACAGGACAUUUCCUCGCCGCUUUGUUCUGCCUUUGGUCAUUACCAAUGAUACGCCACUGAACCAGAACCUCAACACAUGGCCCAACAGCUCUGCUUCUGCAGUCUGCCUCAGCAAAGAUAAGGUGUUCUGCAUGUCUGAAGAUCUGCAUGAUGAUGAACUGCUGGAUUAUGGGGGACUGGAGCUCCCUCACAUUCACUAUAACAGGUGCAACACCAAACCAUACCGCUAUUUCUAUGGCUGCGGCUUUGGCCACCUGGUGGGAGACUCACUGAUCAAGAUGGACCUUGAAAGUAAAAAGCUCAAGGCAUGGUAUCAGCCAGGCUUCUAUCCAUCUGAGCCUGUGUUUGUCCCCUCACCUAAUGCAGAGGAAGAGGAUGAUGGAGCCAUCCUCUCUGUGGUCCUCACACCCACUGAGGAUAAAGGUACAUUCCUGCUGGUUCUGGAUGCUAAGACGUUUGAGGAACUAGGAAGAGCUGAAGUGCCUGUUAACAUUCCAUAUGGUUUCCAUGGAAUCUUUAACUCCUCAGUGUAGAACAAAUCUCAUUAUGUUCUCACAAUGUAUUGGCGCAACUCUGGCCAAGCUUAUAGGUCACUUCACUUAAAAGACUUUUAUUUUAUUUUAUUUUUGGCUACUGGCUAGCAUGGCUUGAGUCCACAAUUCUGACCGGGCCACAUCAGCAAUUUUGUCAGCCUUUAAAGGACCAUAAAGUUAUGCUAUUCAUUUUUUGAUAAUAAUAAUAAUAAUAGUAGUAGUAGUAGCAGCAGUAUUACCUAUUUGAUGAAUUAAUAUCAAUAACAUAGGCUCUAAAACUACCUGGAAAAGGUCAAACAAACUAUUCAACUGUAUAACAUUGAUUUGCACAGUGGCCACACUCUGAUGACAUUCAUAAAAGUUCUUUGAAGUUAACAUUAUGAUUCCAUAUGUAACCACCUAAAUAUCAAAUUAAAAAAAAAAAGAAUUUAUGUUUGCAUAUUCAAUGUUAUUUAAUUGUAAUCAGUUUUAGUAAAACUGCCAUACAUAUUUUGGUUGC